Molecule: messenger RNA, 2002 nt
Organism: Scheffersomyces amazonensis
Lineage: Eukaryota; Fungi; Ascomycota; Pichiomycetes; Serinales; Debaryomycetaceae
Gene: RAD7
Product: UV-damaged DNA-binding protein
Exons: 1
Coding region: 59-1951 (630 amino acids)
Biological process (GO): SCF-dependent proteasomal ubiquitin-dependent protein catabolic process
Cellular component (GO): SCF ubiquitin ligase complex
Source: RefSeq, a predicted model, not a curated record
AAUUAUCAAUAUUAUAGUCAUUAAGUAGUUGUAGUAUUAUUUGUAGUUAUAGUAGAAGAUGUCUCGGAGAUCCAGAAGCUCGGGGGUAAGAGGCCCCAACUCGGCAUUAACUGAGUUCUUAAGAAACGCAGGGAUUACCGACGCGUAUCGUCAGAGAAGAGAAAGAGAAGCUAAUGGAGAAAUAGUAUCGGAAGACACUAGUGUUGAACCAGAAGGUGUAAAUGUGAAUAUAGAAGAGGCCGAGGAAGAAGUAGUUGCAGUCGAAGUUGUGACUAGAAGGUCAAGAUCAAGACGCGGAGUUAUGGCUAUACCCGAACAAGAAGAAGAAGAAGAGGAUGAUGAAGAGAUAAGACAAAUUAAGCUUGCUGCACGAAGAAAACGUAAUGCUAGACGGGGUAAAAAUGAUAAUGAUAAUGCAGAUGAAGACGAAGAUGAGUAUGAUCCUGAAUUCAGUGAUUUUGAUGAUGAAAUAGGAACUAAUGGAACUAAGAAAUUCGGAGAAGAAGAUACAUGUGUUGAUUGUGGUAAAGAAUUUCAUUUAACGGUAUAUUCACGAUAUCUCCGAGAUAAGAAAGGAUAUUUAUGUGAAAAUUGUAAUGAACAAUUAAAGGAUCGAGAACGGAAAGCUCGAAAGAAUCAAUUAAAUGCUCGUAAAAAGAGAAGAACUCUUGCACAAGCAUUAUUAAAUAAAUCAGAAGUUCGAAUUCCUAAACUUCAAGAUAUUUGUAUUAAAAAGAUUUCUGCUAAUAUUGAUGAUGUUGAAGCAUUAGGAGAUAUUGGACAAGUUAAUUUAAAUAAACUUUCUCAAAUUUUAUCCAAGAAUCGUUCACUUAAUGAUUCAACUAUAUCAUUAUUUUUAAAUCCUUCAUUAAAAUCUAUUGAAUUUUGGGAUUGUUCAAAUGUUGAUUCUGAUUCUUUAAUGAAAAUUGCUUCAUAUUGUCCAUAUAUUGAAUCAUUAACAUUAUUUAUGUGUGGACAACUUCAUAAUGAUACUUUAAGUUAUUAUAAUUCUCAUUUAAAGAAUUUAAAAGAAUUAUGUUUAAAUGGUCCAUUCUUAAUUAGUGAAACUGCUUGGCAAGAAUUCUUUGAACAAAGUGGAUCUCGAUUACAGAAAUUCGAAAUUCGAAAUACUCAUAGAUUUAGUAAUGAUUCAUUAAUUAGUUUACUUGAAAAUGCUGGAUCUAAAUUAAUUUCAUUAAAAUUAUCUCGAUUAGAUGGUUUAGAUUCUGCGGCAGUUUAUGAUUUAAUACCUCAUUAUAUUCUGACUUCAACUUUAACUCAUUUAGAAAUAUCUUAUCCUCAUAAUGAACAUCUUAUAACUGAUGAUUUACUUAUUAAUAUAUUGGCUAUUACUGGUGAAUCACUUCAAUCAUUAAAUGUUGAUGGUUGUACUAAUCUUACGGAUAAUUUCUUAAUUGAUGGUAUAUCUAAAUUCUGUCCAAAUUUAACUCAUUUAUCUAUGAAAUUAUUAGAUCAAUUAACUGAUAAGGGGUUUGCUCAAGCAUUUACGGAAUUCUCACAAGUAAAUAAUGGUGGUUUACUUAGUGUGGAUUUAACUAAAUGUAUUGGAUUAGGUGAUGAAUCUGUAUAUGCAUUAUUUAAACAUUCAUCUCAUACACUUAUAGAAUUAAGUUUAAAUUCACUUAAUGAGAUAUCAAAGGACUUUCUUAUUCAAGUGUUUACUAAUGAUUUAAGUGAAUAUAAGAAGUCCAUUAAGCAAAGUGCUCAAGAUGAUGAUCAAGUAGUAUUUUAUAAUCAUAUACGAUUACCAUUAUUAACCACUUGGGAUUGUGGAUUUGUUCGAGCAGUAGAUGAUGAAGUAUUACAAUUGAUAGGAAAGAAUUGUCCUAAAUUAUCCGUACUUGAAGUGUAUGGGAAUAAUCGAUGUACUAGUCGAGCCGUAAUAGCUGAAGGAUUAAUGGUUAUAGGACGACAAAAUGAUCUGAUAUAGACUAUACAUAUUAUACAUACUAUACAUACUAUACAUACUAUACAUACUAUA